CAUUGAAUUUCUUUGAAAUUGGGUGUUGUUUUUCUAAGAUUGAUUAAAGCUUGUAUUUAAAGUAAAUAAUUUUUAACUUCAUUCUUAAUAAUGACAUCUAAAUCAAAAACGGGGUUAUUUGCCUUAGGGUUUUACACAGUCGCCGCACUGUUUAUAAUAAUAGCAUUUGCCAGUCCAUAUUGGCUUGUAACGGAUGGUAAACUUAAAAAUCCGAAGUUUGUAAAAAUUGGUUUGUGGGAAGUAUGCUUCAACGGUUUUGAAGAGGUACACCAUUGGUAUGAUACAGUAUUUAAAGGAUGUUGGUGGAUAUUUGAAGAAGAGUAUUAUAUUAUACAUGACAUACUUUUGCCAGGCUUCUUCAUAGCCACACAAUUUUUCUUCACAAUUGCAACUUGCUGUGUACUUAUUUCAAUGUUUAUGACAUACAUGUAUAUGAAGAAAGACAAAGAUGAUGACAACUAUGUUACACUCUUAGUCACAUUGGGCACAGUUCUUGUAAUUGGAGGAUUUGCAGGAUUAAUAUCUGUGGUAACAUUUGGUGCUAGAGGAGAUGGACGAGACUGGAUGCCCAACUGGGAACAUAAUGACCUUGGCUGGGCAUUCGCCCUUGGUGUGAUUGGAAUUCUUUUUCUGUUCCCAGCGGGUAUACUCUUCCUCAUUGAAGCUCGUGUUCAGAAGUACAAAAAGCUCCAUAACAUGCAGAGCAGGGAACCAUCUUCUCACACCAUGCAUGAAAGAAAGAUUGGGUUCUCAGGUCAUACUGACAUAUAAAUUUAGAACAUUACAUAAAUAUUAUUUUUAAAUUAUCCCAUGGAAUCUAAUUUUAUUAAGAGUGAUAUGUGGAAAUUAUUCCGUCCAAUACUUUUGUAGCAUUAAUC
Messenger RNA from Papilio xuthus (Asian swallowtail), 878 nucleotides. It is a transcript of the gene kune, whose product is annotated as claudin. Gene Ontology annotation, cellular component: septate junction; membrane. The transcript has 3 exons. NCBI's taxonomy places the organism in Eukaryota, Metazoa, Arthropoda, Insecta, Lepidoptera, Papilionidae. Gene Ontology annotation, biological process: septate junction assembly; regulation of tube size, open tracheal system. The coding region runs from base 91 to 771 and encodes 226 amino acids. The record is from RefSeq and is a predicted model, not a curated record.